Saccostrea echinata is the source of this 3373-nucleotide messenger RNA. RefSeq names its product rap guanine nucleotide exchange factor 4-like. The transcript is spliced from 28 exons. The coding region runs from base 8 to 3064 and encodes 1018 amino acids. Gene Ontology annotation, molecular function: guanyl-nucleotide exchange factor activity. The record is from RefSeq and is a predicted model, not a curated record. Gene Ontology annotation, biological process: Ras protein signal transduction; positive regulation of GTPase activity. Gene Ontology annotation, cellular component: plasma membrane. Lineage: Eukaryota; Metazoa; Mollusca; Bivalvia; Ostreida; Ostreidae.
CCUAUAAAUGAUGGUCUCAGAGUGGAUUGCUAGUCUAGACAAAAGACCAUGUGACAGAACAGGAGAAGAACUAGAUCUAAUAUAUUCACACUUGAAGAAUCUAAAAGCUUUUGAGAAGUUUCACCCGAGCCUUCUACAGCAGAUCUGUGUCUAUGGAUACUAUGAAGACUUGGACAAAGGUGUUACAUUGUUCCGCCAAGGGGAUAUUGGGACAAACUGGUACAUUGUGAUCUCUGGCAGCCUAGAGGUUCUUGUAUCAGAGACUGGGGACCACAAGGAUGCUGUCAUUGUUAGCACACUGGUGCAGGGCACCUGCUUUGGAGAGUCCAUCUUGACCAAUAAGCCCAGAUAUGGCACAGUAACCACCAGAGAGUUUACAGAGUUAAUUCGUGUAGAACAGAAAGACUUCAAAAUCCUUUGGGAGGGGAGUAAGAAAUUGCUUGAAGGAGUUAUCACCCCUUUGGAAAGGCUGUCAACAACAGCCAACCAGUUGCAGUAUUCCCCUGCUUUCUCCAGACCAGGAAAACGUAAAUCCUCGACAGCAGCUCGAUAUAAUGGCCAACCUAACCCUGCAGCUCCAAUCACCAGUAUUCCCUCCGAAAAACUCAAGAGAGCUGGCCAAGUUUUACGGACCGUUCUUUUGACUCGUGCUCCUCACAUGGUGAGGGACAGGAAAUACCAUUUACGGACGUACAGAAAAUGCAUGGUGGGAACAGAAAUGGUAGAAUGGUUACUGCAGCAGAGUCCAAUUGUUCACUCCAGAAAUCAAGCAGUGGGCAUCUGGCAGGCUCUGUGUGAAGAGGGGAUCAUUGUACACGUAUGUAGAGAGCAUCAGUUCAAGGACAAGUACCUGUUUUACCGAUUUUGUGAGGAUGACCAGGGGGUGGGAACCAUACCAAACCAGGUCCAGAAGAAGGAGUGUGAAGAGGAACUACAGGACACUUUGAUUACACUGGCUCAGAUUGGACCAGACGCCAUGAUGAGGAUGAUCCUCAGAAAACUACCCAAUGACAGGACUUUGGAUGAUUUGGAGAUUAUCUAUGAGGAGUUACUUCAUAUUAAGGCCUUGUCUCAUCUGUCUACAAGUGUCAAGCGGGAGUUAGCUAGUGUACUGGUGUUCGAGUCUCAUGCCAAGGCAGGCACUGUGUUGUUUAACCAGGGAGAUGAAGGAAAAUCUUGGUACAUCAUUUUGAAGGGCUCAGUCAAUGUGGUCAUAUAUGGCAAGGGUGCUGUUUGUACCCUCCAUGAAGGGGAUGAUUUUGGGAAGCUGGCUUUACUAAAUGAUGCUCCUAGGGCAGCCACCAUCGUGUUGAGAGAAGACAACUGUCAUUUUCUCAGAGUUGAUAAAGAGGAUUUUAACAGGAUAUUAAGGGAUGUAGAAGCAAACACUGUGAGAUUAAAGGAACAUGGGCAAGAUGUCCUGGUUCUUGAAAAGAUUCCCACAAAAUCCCAAGCAGCAGAUGGAACUAUGCAAUCACACUACAAGUAUUCAGUUAUGGCAGGUACUCCAGAGAAGAUGCUGGAACACCUACUGGAAACCAGACUAGACAAUACAAAAUCUGAGGAAACCACAGACAGCUUCCUGGAGGACUUUCUUUUAACUCAUGUGAUAUUUAUGCCAACAGAAAAGCUCUGUCCAGCAUUGCUCUCAUAUUAUGAUGCCAAGUCCCUAAAGACGGAGGAACAGGAUGCUGGAGACUAUGGAGUGACCCAGAAAAGAAGUGUCAUACAAUUUGUACAUGAGUGGCACAACCUGGCCAGGGACAUUUUUAAUGAAGAAGAGCAGAUCCAGGCUUUUCUACAGGAAUUACACAGUUAUGUGGAUGAAGACUGUGCUUGUUUUCCUUCCCUGGCUUCAGAACUAACAGUAUUGGAGAGCAUGAUGACAUGUAUGAAGGGUUAUCAGUAUAUAGAAAAGCCUGAAGUAGGCAAGCGAAGAAUUUCUCCUAGUGUAAUGCUAACAAAGAAGAUGGCCAAUGAAUUAUAUAUAGACAGCAUUAACAAGAAAGAGCCAAUCAAAGCCACAGAUGAAAAUAUAGUCAAGAUUUAUUGUGCGGACCACACUUACAGCACUCUACGUCUACCAAUGAACUCCUCUGUGUACACACUCAUAGAGCAUGCUCGGGAAAAACUCGGACUUGGUUCAGAUGAUCUUGUUCUUUGUGAGAUAAAAUCCUCAGGAGAUAGGGUUGUCUAUAAAGAAGAAGACCUCUGUGUAACAACAGGUCUGAGUCUAAAUGGUCUCUUGUUCAUCUCCCCCAGGAAACACUUAGAUGCUUUAACUCCCCACCCUGAACAGGAGGGACCAUCCAUAGGGACUGCCAACACCCUGGAACUUCUCAGCACAAAAGAAAUAGCAUAUCACAUGACAUUACAUGAUUGGCAACUGUUUAUAUGUGUACAAGAAUAUGAGUUAAUAUAUCAAGUAUUAGGAAGAUCCAACUUUAACAAAAUUACAGCAAAUUUAGAUCUGUUUUUACGUCGAUUCAAUGAAGUACAAUACUGGGUUGUAACGGAAAUGGUUCUUGCUCAAAAUGUGGGAAAACGAGUCCAGCUUCUACGCAAAUUUAUCAAGGUUGCAGCACACUGCAAAGAGUUCCAGAACUUGCACUCAUUCUUUGCCAUAGUAAUGGGACUCAGUAACAUUGCUGUUAGCAGGCUGUCACAGACAUGGGAGAAACUGCCAGGGAAGUUUAAGAAGAUGUUUGCCGACUUUGAGACAUUGAUGGACCCCUCACGAAAUCACCGAGUAUAUAGACUGUCUGUCUCCAAGCUUACCCCACCCAUCAUUCCAUUUAUGCCAUUACUAAUGAAAGAUUUGACAUUUACCCAUGAUGGCAACAAAACCUAUUUUGAUGGAUUGGUCAAUUUUGAGAAAAUGCACAUGAUAGCUCAAACAAUGAGGAAUGUACGCAUUUGUCGGAGUCGAAGAUUAGAUCUUGAGCCCCCAACAACAGCCAAGUCAUCCACAGAGGUUCAAGAUUAUAUCAGAAAUUUGCAAGUUAUAGACAAUCAACGAGUUCUAACUCAACUUUCUUAUAAACUCGAGCCUAGACGCACGUGAAGGAAUGCUCACAAUAAUGGAUCACAAAUCUGAAGUGCAAUUCUUUCUUGUGUUACAUACUCAAGAACAGCAACUCAAUUGAAAGUGAAAUCCACAAGUGUUAAUCAAGACUGAUCUAUAAGUAUUAUUUUUACCCGGUUUCUAAUGUUGUGCAAACCAGAGUGCUAUAAAGAUGUAAAUAUGAAAUAUUUUUCAUAUCGAAUGAAUGUAUAACUGGCUUAGUGUCCUGACAAUCAAAUAAAUCUAUUUUCUACUCAUGAAAAUCAAAUAAUUUUCUAUAGGUUAAUGGGUUAGUAAGAAAACUAAUAU